GCGGAAGACUUGCGUGUUUGGCGGAUCUGCAGCCAGUUGCACAUCACCCGGCGACAGGAAGGUGAUCGAGCUCAUGGAAGAUGGAGUGUAUUCCAGCGACCAUUGAUGACUUUGAAGGCAAAAAGGAGCCGAUGGUAGAAGACCCAGAGCAUAAUGUCUACACCAGGUUUAUGAAAUCCCACAGAUGUUAUGAUCUGGUACCCACCAGCUCCAAAUUAGUUGUGUUUGAUACGUCACUUCAGGUGAAAAAGGCCUUUUUUGCACUCGUUUCUAAUGGGGUGAGAGCAGCGCCUCUGUGGGACAGUAACAAGCAGUGCUUUGUUGGUAUGCUCACCAUCACAGACUUCAUUAACAUUCUUCAUCGCUAUUACAAAUCUCCCUUGGUUCAGAUUUAUGAAUUGGAAGAGCACAAAAUUGAAACCUGGAGAGAGGUGUAUCUUCAAGACUCGUUCAAGCCUUUGGUUAGCAUAUCUCCCAACGCAAGUUUGUAUGAUGCUGUAUCGUCACUGCUGAGGAACAAGAUCCACAGAUUGCCGGUCAUCGACCCCCUGACGGGGAACACACUCUACAUCCUCACGCACAAGAGGAUUCUCAAGUUCCUGAAGCUUUUUAUAUCAGAGAUGCCAAAGCCCUCGUUCUUGAGUCAGACUUUGGAGGAAAUGAACAUCGGGACGUUCCGCAAUAUCGCAGUGGUCCGCACAGAUACGCCCCUGUACACGGCGCUCGGUAUCUUUGUUGAGCAGAGGGUGUCGGCGCUCCCCGUGGUGGACGACAAAGGUCGAGUGGUGGACAUUUACUCCAAAUUUGACGUUAUAAACCUGGCAGCUGAGAAAACGUACAACAACCUGGACGUGACGGUGACCAAAGCCCUGCAGCAUCGCUCGCAGUACUUCGAGGGCGUGCUGACGUGCAACAGGCACGAGACCCUGGAGGCCAUCAUCAACCGGCUGGUGGAGGCCGAGGUGCACAGGCUGGUGGUGGUGGAUGAGCAGGAGGUGGUGAAGGGGAUCGUGUCCCUCUCAGAUAUUCUCCAGGCUCUGGUGCUGACCGACGGAGAUGAAGGCACAGCUUGAGAAAAAUCACUCAAAGGAAAGGCAACUUUUUAGGAGGGGGCCGGAGCACAGGGAGAACGGACAGAUCGAUUCACACCCUGUGCCAUUCAAUCUGGAAGGUUUCCUCCCGCCUCUUAACAAUCUGAUCUUCACUAAGUUCGAGUAAUAUAUCUUUAAAUCAUCUUAGUGGCGCAGGAAGUUUGGAGCUUUCUGUAAUUUGAGCCAAACACUGAGUCACCAGAGAGCCGAGGAACAUGUACAAGCACAAGAAACCUCUUGCCACAUGUAUAUUUUCCAGCAGUUCUUUGGCUGCUGUUCAGCUGAUUAAGACUCUGACUAUAGAUAUAUUCCUAAUAAUGAAAAUCAUCAGUUAACUUCUGAAAGACUGCUGUCACAAGGCUGAAAUCGACAAACACUUCAAGCCUUAAAACUGACUUAUCGCUUCGGCUUUGUUCUGCGCAAAUAUGUAGUAUGUUAACUAUUUAAAAUUAUUUUGCAUUCCCUCAUUUGGUAAACUUGAUUACUGAAAUGGCAACUGAAGAAUAAAUGAUAACACUUCCACCUUUUCCUAUAUGUAAACACAUAUUGUAACCUCAGUAUUAUUUGUGAUCAGUGUAACACAUGUAUAAAAACAUUACGUUUGUCUAAAAUGUCGACACUUAACGUUUGAUUCCGAAUUCAAACACUAAACUUCGGAUUGCCUUAUCGAUGAUUCCACGUGGAGAAACAAAUGAAGCGUCUUGCCGUCGUCGUCUAAAUGAAGUAAAGUGUAAAAAAACCCCAACAGAGCCAAAUGAAGCUCUUCCAAGCGAACAGUUCAGUCCACUGUGUAGCCGAUUUGUGGCGGAGCUGGGGUCACACUUAAAGCCUCGUCAGCGCAGUCGAAAACGUCUUUACUGUCCCCGUUCCACACUCUGGAUAUCUGUGUUUUCUGUUUUGGCAUUGCAUGUGUUGUUGUUCUAUGUAAACAAACAAAAAAAAAGGUGUAUGAUGGAUUAUACCAUUUACUGGAGACUGCUUUUUUUUUUCCUAGCUUGUUUUGUCGUUCACAUUAUCAGCAUUCAAGGGUUUGUGUUACUGCUUUCAGUGCUGCUCACCUCUUUUUUUUUGUUUUUUUUGUUUUUGUUUCUUAAAAAAUGGUUCAUCACUGCAGAGUGUGGUCCAGGUUAACGUCGUCCCCUUUAUUUCAUGCUAUCUACGGUGAUGUCGGAGCGUCAAACAUUUUAGAUUUGUUAACUGUCUUUCUCUUCAUUGUAUUUAGGAGACUUUUACCAAACUCACUGAAGACCAGCAUCUUUUUUUUUUCUUUUUAUCUCCUAAAGAGGAACACUUCACGUUUAAUGUUUUGGUAUACAUGAAAUGGCACAUGUACGGCUGUAUGUAAACAGUUUUUGUACUAAUCUGCAUCGAGAUUAUAGUUUUCAGUAUGAGCAAUAAAGGAUCUUGAAGAUUGAAA
Messenger RNA from Salarias fasciatus (jewelled blenny), 2508 nucleotides. RefSeq names its product protein kinase, AMP-activated, gamma 1 non-catalytic subunit (gene prkag1). Gene Ontology annotation, biological process: protein phosphorylation; regulation of catalytic activity. NCBI's taxonomy places the organism in Eukaryota, Metazoa, Chordata, Actinopteri, Blenniiformes, Blenniidae. Gene Ontology annotation, molecular function: AMP binding; protein kinase regulator activity; protein kinase binding. The transcript has 13 exons. Gene Ontology annotation, cellular component: cytoplasm; nucleus; nucleotide-activated protein kinase complex. The coding region runs from base 81 to 1073 and encodes 330 amino acids. The record is from RefSeq and is a predicted model, not a curated record.